GUACCAAUGUCUCGCAAUCGGCAAAUCAUCAUCCCCGACGACGUGAUGGAAACAGAAGCGGUGGUUAAUACCGUCGCCGGCGUCGACUGUUUCGUCUCACUCCCUCGUCAAUUACUACACGCGCUUCAAUCCACCAGCUCCUCUCCUCUCCCUCCGCUUCUCCCUGUCGAGCUACGCUCCGGUGACCGCCGUUGGUCAGUUGCUUGGUCCGGCUCUAGCUCCUCCUCUUCUGCGAUCGAGAUCGCUCGAGUGUUUGCGGAAAGCAUUUCGUUGCCGGAUGGUACAGUUGUUAAAGUUCGUGUUCUUCCUAAUGUGCCCAAGGCUACUUUAGUAACAGUCGAACCAGAGACUGAAGAUGACUGGGAAGUUCUUGAGCUCAAUGCUGAACUUGCCGAGGCAGCUAUACUUAGUCAGGUGAGGAUACUACAUGAGACCAUGAAAUUCCCUUUGUGGUUGCAUGACCGAACUGUGAUAAGAUUUUCUGUGGUUUCAACAUUUCCAUCAAAAGGGGUGGUACAACUUGUGCCAGGAACUGAAGUGGCUGUGGCUCCAAAGAGACGUGACAGAAAUCUCAAAGCAAAAAAGAGUCAGGAAAAAGAAUGUAACAAUGUGAAGGCUCUACUACGUGUACAAGAGACUGAUAGAUCAGCCUUUCAUGAAGCUGAUGUCAAAGGAUUUGAGCUAAGGGUAGCCCUCACGUCUAUUGCCUAUAUUCAUCCAGAAACUGCCAAGAAACACUCUCUAGAAUCUCUUCAGUUGAUUUCUGUAUCCCCUAGAAUACCUUUGAAAGGUAGUGCAAAGAAGGAUGAAGCCUUAAAUAUGAAAAACAGUGAAGCUUCAAAGGUGGCCGAGAAUGGUACUUCAAGCGCCAAGAAAGAGCCUCGUCAAGCAAUUCUUCGUCUUGUCUUUUCAGAUUUAGCUGCUAAAGGACAUCUAAUGAUGGUCGAGUCUCUUCGUCUCUAUCUAGGAGCAGGCCUACACUCAUGGGUUUACUUAAGGGGAUGCAAUGUGAAUGAAGACAAAGAAAUUCCUGCUCUUUCACUUUCUCCUUGUGUCUUCAAGAUUUCUGAAAAUGAAAAGGUGCUGGAUAAGGGUACGGAUAGGCUUGGUAAUAACAAUUCUGUUAGAAAAAGCAGUCAUCCACCGUCUGGCUUGAGCACCUAUGUGGAUGUUGUCGACUGGUCUGUGCACGAUAAGGUUGUUACAGCUCUUUCAUCUGAGGGUUUGCAUGACGAAGGAAAUCAUGAUAAGAAUAAGAAAGGAUUGGAAUACCUUACUCGCCUGUGGUCAUUGGCACAGCUUGAUGCUAUGGCGUCAGUCACAGGAGUUGAUGUUAGUUCGUUAAUUGUGGGAAGAGAAACGUUUUUCCAUUUCGAAGUAAGAGGGCUCGAAUCUUAUAAAUCCAUAGACGGGCAGCCUUCUGUUAAUGAUCGUUGGGAAAGUGGGAAGAAGGAUAAACACACUCCUUUAGAAAUUUUGUACGUCAUGACGGUCUCUGAUGAGUCUUUGCUUGGUGAUAAAUUCGCUGGGUAUGAUCUUAGCCUGGAUAGAAGUGAGAAGAGCGACAAUGUGGUGCAUAUUGAGCCAGUGCUUGAGAAGAUGAAUCUUGGCGAGCCUAUAUAUUUAAAGUCGGCUAAAGAGACACACUGCAAUAAAGGUGUUUCCCCAGAUAUAUCCUCCUUGACGUGGAUGGGCCCAAUCGUGUCGGAUGUUAUCAAGAGAAUGACCGUGUUGUUGUCUCCUGCAGCUGGAAUGUGGUUUAGCAAGUUCAAGAUUCCAUCACCUGGACAUAUUCUCAUAUAUGGGCCUCCUGGUUCAGGAAAGACAAUAUUGGCAAGAGCUGCUGCAAAGUAUUUCGAAGAACAGAAAGACUUGUUGGCACAUGUGAUUUUAGUAUCCUGUUCUACACUUGCCUUGGAGAAGGUUCAACACAUCCAUCAUGUCCUUUCUAGUGUAAUAGCUGAGGGGUUGGAACAUGCACCAUCUGUCAUCAUUUUGGAUGAUCUUGAUAGCAUUAUCUCAUCGUCUUCUGAUACUGAAGGAACACAAGCUUCGGUUGGGGUUACAAUGCUUACAAAAUUCCUAACAGAUGUUAUAGAUGAUUAUGGGGAAUACAGGAAUUCCUCUUGUGGAAUUGGCCCACUUGCAUUCGUUGCUUCUGUCCAGUCUCUAGAGCAAAUUCCACAGACAUUGAGCUCAUCAGGAAGGUUUGACUUCCAUGUGCAACUGGCUGCUCCUGCUACCUCGGAACGUGGGGCCAUACUGAAGCAUGAGAUACAGAAACGCCUUUUAGACUGUUCAGAAGACAUUUUACUUAACUUAGCUGCUAAAUGUGAAGGAUAUGAUGCAUAUGACCUGGAAAUAUUGGUUGAUAGAGCUGUUCAUGCUGCCAUUGGCCGGCAUCUACCUUUAGAAUCAAAUAUAUCCAAAUAUAAUUUGGUCAAAGAAGACUUUACUCGAGCUAUGCAUGAUUUUGUGCCUGUUGCCAUGCGUGACAUCACAAAAUCUGCCUCUGAAGGUGGUCGUUUGGGGUGGGAAGAUGUGGGAGGUGUGACUGAUAUUAAAAAUGCUAUCAAAGAGAUGAUUGAGCUGCCAUCAAAAUUUCCAAAAAUCUUUGCAAAAUCUCCUCUGCGUUUGAGAUCGAAUGUUCUCUUGUAUGGCCCACCCGGUUGUGGGAAGACUCACAUUGUUGGUGCAGCUGCUGCAGCGUGUUCCCUACGGUUUAUAUCGGUGAAGGGGCCUGAGCUGUUAAACAAAUACAUUGGUGCAUCUGAACAAGCGGUCCGUGAUAUAUUUUCGAAAGCAGCAGCUGCAGCUCCAUGCAUACUCUUUUUCGAUGAAUUCGAUUCAAUUGCUCCCAAAAGAGGACAUGAUAAUACUGGUGUAACUGAUCGAGUUGUUAAUCAAUUUUUGACAGAACUGGAUGGAGUUGAAGUUCUAACAGGGGUCUUUGUAUUUGCUGCAACCAGGUAUUCACACCCGAAUAAGUCUAUCUUGCAUAUCAUAUUUUGUGUUCGAUGUAUCAUAUAAUCAACUGCAAACGGUGGAUUCUUCUGAGUUGAUAGUUAAUAAUAAAUCUUAAAUAUGAUAAUCUUGAAGCCUGUGCUCAGUCCUCAAUUUAUGUUUUUCAUUACAUACAAAAGAGGGAUAAUGACUUUAUAAUGGAUACAUGACUCAAUUAACAGUAGACCAGAUUUACUUGAUCCUGCCCUCCUAAGGCCUGGCCGGCUUGAUCGUCUUCUUUUGUGCGACUUUCCUUCCCCACCAGAACGAUUAGAGAUUCUUACAGUUCUUUCUAGAAAGCUUCUGAUGGCUGAUGAUAUUGACCUAGAGCCUAUAGCUUUGAUGACUGAAGGCUUCAGUGGAGCUGAUCUUCAAGCUCUUCUCUCAGAUGCGCAACUUGCAGCUGUACACGAGUAUCUGAACAGAGAAGAUAAACCCGAGACCGGAACUACACCAAUAAUAACUGAUCCUCUUCUGAAGUCGAUUGCUUCUAAAACUAAACCAUCGGUUUCCGAAACCGAGAAACAAAAGCUCUAUGACAUAUAUAGCCAGUUUCUGGAUUCAAGAAAAUCGUCAAGAGAAGCAAAGGGCAAAAGAGCAACCUUAGCAUAAUCAAAGGUAUUACAAAGACACAAAAAGGAAUGGUUACAUUGUAGAAAUCACAUCAUGUUGUAAAAUUUGCUUUAUGAUAGAUAUGCCCAGUUGUUAGCAUUAGAGUAAAAGUGGUUGAAGUUUGGAAUAAAGAUAGUUAGAUACUAGAGAGACACAUGGUAAGUUCUACAAGAUUCAAACGACUAUAGACAUCUCUACAGUAAUAAGAUUAAUACAUUUCUUUUGGCAAUUUUAGAAUUUUAAAAGCUGUAAUAUUUUUGGUCAAAACAAGAUAAAAAUGGUAUUCAAGUUCCGUAAUUUUGUGUAUGAAAUGAAAUAAAAACGCAUAGAAAAG
This is a messenger RNA of Arabidopsis thaliana (thale cress), 3949 nucleotides long. It is a transcript of the gene PEX1, whose product is annotated as peroxisome 1. Gene Ontology annotation, cellular component: peroxisomal membrane; cytosol; peroxisome. Gene Ontology annotation, molecular function: ATP binding; ATP hydrolysis activity. The record is from RefSeq and is marked reviewed. Gene Ontology annotation, biological process: peroxisome organization. NCBI's taxonomy places the organism in Eukaryota, Viridiplantae, Streptophyta, Magnoliopsida, Brassicales, Brassicaceae. The transcript has 16 exons. The coding region runs from base 7 to 3030 and encodes 1007 amino acids.